Messenger RNA from Amborella trichopoda, 6915 nucleotides. NCBI's taxonomy places the organism in Eukaryota, Viridiplantae, Streptophyta, Magnoliopsida, Amborellales, Amborellaceae. The record is from the annotation of a RefSeq genome assembly.
AUGAAAGGACAUCAACUCAAAUCCUGGAUCUUCGAAUUGAGAGAGAUAUUGAGAGAGAUCAAGAAUUCUCACUAUUUCUUAGAUUCAUGGACAAAAUUGAAUUUAGUGGGAUCUUUCACUCACAUUUUUUUCCACCAAGAACGUUUUAUGAAACUCUUUGACCCCCGAAUUUGGAGUAUCCUACUUUCAUGCGAUUCGCAGAGUUCAACAAGCAAUCGAUAUUUCACGAUCAAAGGUGUAGUACUGCUUGUAGUAGCGGUCCUUAUAUAUCGUAUUAACAAUCGAAAUAUGGUCGAAAGAAAAAAUCUCUAUUUGAUGAGGCUUCUUCCUAUACCUAUGAAUUCCAUUGGGCCCAGAAAUGAUACAUUGGAAGAAUCUUUUUUGUCUUCCAAUAUCAAUAGGUUGAUUGUUUCGCUCCUGUAUCUUCCAAAAGGGAAAAAGAUCUCUGAGAGUUGUUUCAUGGAUCCGAAAGAGAGUACUUGGCUUCUCCCAAUAACUAAAAAGUGUAUCAUGCCUGAAUCUAACUGGGGUUCGCGGUGGUGGAGGAACCGGAUCGGAAAAAAGAGGGAUUCUAGUUGUAAGAUAUCUAAUGAAACAGUAGCUGGAAUUGAGAUCUCAUUCAAAGAGAAAGAUAUCAAAUAUCUGGAGUUUCUUUUUGUAUCCUAUACGGAUACGGAUGAUCCGAUCCGCAAGGACCAUGAUUUGGAAUUGUUUGAUCGUCUUUCUCCGGGGAAGAAGCAAAACAUAAUCAACUUGAAUUCGGGACAGCUAUUCGAAAUCUUAGUGAAACACUUGAUUUGUUAUCUCAUGUCUGCUUUUCGUGAAAAAAGACCAAUUGAAGUGGAGGGUUUCUUCAAACAACAAGGAGCUGAGGCAACUAUUCAAUCAAAUGAUAUUGAGCAUGUUCCCCGUCUCUUCUCGGGAAACAAAAACAAGUGGGGUAUUUCUUUGCAAAAUUGCGCUCAAUUUCAUAUGUGGCAAUUCCACCAGGAUCUCUUCGUUAGUUGGGGGAAGAAUCAGCACGAAUCGGAUUUUUUGAGGAACGUAUCGAGAGAGAAUUUGAUUUGGUUAGGCAGUAUGUGGUUGGUAAACAAGGAUAGGUUUUUUAGCAAGGUACGGAAUGUAUCGUCAAAUAUUCAAUACGAUUCCACAAGAUCUAUUUUCGUUAAAGUAACGGAUUCUAGCCAAUUGAAAGGAUCUUCUGAUCAAUCCAGAGAUCAUUUCAAUUCCAUUAGUAAUGAGGAUUCGGAAUAUCACACAUUGAUACAUCAAACAGAAAUUGAGCAACUAAAAGAAAGAUCGAUUCUUUGGGAUCCUUCCUUUCUUCAAACGGAACGAACAGAGAUAGAAUCAGAUCGAUUCCCGAAAUGCCUUUCUGGAUAUUUCUCAAUGUCCCGGCUAUUCACGGAACGUGAGAAGCAGAUGAAUAAUCAUCUGUUUCCGGAAGAAAUCGAAGAAUUUAUUGGGAAUCCUACAAGAUCAAUUCGUUCUUUUUUCUCUGACAGAUGGUCAGAACUUCAUCUGGGGUCGAAUGCUACUGAGAGGUCCACUAGAGAUCAGAAAUUGUUGAAGAAACAACAAGAUGUUUCUUUUGUCCCUUCCAGGCGAUCGGAAAAUAAAGAAAUGGUUGAUAUAUUCAAGAUAAUUACGUAUUUACAAAAUACCGUCUCAAUUCAUCCUAUUUCAUCAGAUCCGGGAUGUGAUAUGGUUCCGAAGGAUGAACCGGAUAUGGACAGUUCCAAUAAGAUUUCAUUCUUGAACAAAAAUCCAUUUUGUGAUUUAUUCCACCUAUUCCAUGGCCGGAACAAAGGUGGAUACACGUUACACCACGAUUUUGAAUCAGAAGAGAGAUUUCAAGAAAGGGCAGAUCUAUUCACUCUAUCAAUAACCGAGCCCGAUCUGAUGUAUCAUAAGGGAUUUGCCUUUUCUAUUGAUUCCUACGGAUUGGAUCAAAAAAAAUUAUUGAAUGAGGUAUUCAACUCCAGGGAUGAAUCGAAAAAGAAAUCUUUAUUGGUUCUACCUCAUAUUUUUUAUGAAGAGAAUGAAUCUUUUUAUCGAAGGAUCAGAACAAAAUCGGUCCGGAUCUCCUGCAGGAAUGGUUUGGAAGAUCCAAAAAUAGUGGUAUUUGCUAGCAACAACAUAAUGGAGGCAGUCAAUCAAUAUAGAUUGAUCCGAAAUCUGAUUCAAAUCCAAUAUAGCACCUAUGGGUACAUAAGAAAUGUAUCGAAGAGAUUCUUUUUAAUGAAUAGAUCCGAUCGCAACUUCGAAUAUGGAAUUCAAAGGGAUCAAAUAGGAAAUGAUACUCUGAAUCAUAUAACUAUAAUGAAAUAUACGAUCAACCAACAUUUAUCGAAUUUGAAAAAGAGUCAGAAGAAAUGGUUCGAUCCUCUUAUUUCUCGAACCGAGAGAUCCAUGAAUCGGGAUCCUAAUGCAUAUAGAUACAAAUGGUCCAAUGGGAGCAAGAAUUUCCAAGAACAUUUGGAACAUUUCGUUUCUGAACAGAAGAACCGUUUUCAAGUAGUGUUCGAUCGAUUACGUAUUAAUCAACAUUCGAUUGAUUGGUCCGAGGUUAUCGACAAACAAGAUUUGUCUAAGUCACUUCGUUUCUUUUUGUCCAAGUCACUUCUCUUUUUGUCUAAGUCACUUCCUUUUUUCUUUGUGAGUAUCGGGAAUAUCCCCAUUCAUAGGUCCGAGAUCCACAUCUAUGAAUUGAAAGGUCCGAAUGAUCAACUCUGCAAUCAGUUGUUAGAAUCAAUAGGUGUUCAAAUCGUUCAUUUGAACAAAUUGAAACCUUUCUUAUUAGAUGAUCAUGAUACUUCCCAAAGAUCGAAAUUAUUGAUCAAUGGAGGAACAAUAGCACGAUUUUGGUUCAAUAAGAUACCAAAGUGGAUGAUUGACUCAUUCCAUACUAGGAAUAAUCGCGGGAAAUCCUUUGAGAACACGGAUUCCUAUUUCUCAAUGAUAUCCCACGAUCGAGACAAUUGGCUGAAUCCCGUGAAACCCUUUCAUAGGAGUUCAUUGAUAUCUUCUUUUUAUAAAGCAAAUCAACUUCGAUUCUUGAAUAAUCCACAUCACUUCUGGUUCUAUUGUAACAAAAGAUUCCCUUUUUAUGCGGAAAAGACCCGUAUCAAUAAUUAUGAUCUUACAUAUGGACAAUUCCUCAAUAUCUCGUUCAUUCGCAACAAGAUAUUUUCUUUGUGCGUCGGUAAAAAAAAACAUGUUUUUUUGGAGAGAGAUACUAUUUCACCUUCGCCAAUUGAGUCACAGGUAUCUGACAUAUUCAUACCUAACGAUUUUCCACAAAGUGGUGACGAAACGUAUAACUUGUACAAAUCUUUCCAUUUUCCAACUCGAUCCGAUCCAUUCGUUCGUAGAGCUAUUUACUCGAUCGCAGACAUUUCUGGAACACCUCUGACAGAGGAACAAAGAGUCAAUUUUGAAGGAACUUAUUGUCAGCCUCUUUCAGAUCUGAAUCUAUCUGAUUCAGAAGGGAAGAACUUGCAUCAGUAUCUCAGUUUCAAUUCAAACAUGGGUUUGAUUCACACUCCAUGUUCUGAGAAAUAUUUACCAUCCGGAAAGAGGAAAAAACGGAAUCUUUGUCUAAAUAAAUGCGUUGAGAAACGGCAGAUGUAUAGAACCUUUCAACGAGAUAGUGCUUUUUCAAAUAUCUCAAAAUGGAAUCUGUUCCAAACAUAUAUGCCAUGGUUCCUUACUUCGACAGGGUGCAAAUAUAUAAAUUUCAUCCUUUUAGAUACUUUUUCAGACCCAUUGCCGAUACUAAGUAGCAGUCACAAAUUUGUAUCCAUUUUUCAUGAUAUUAUGCAUGGAUCGGCAUGGUCAAUUCCUCAGAAAAAAUUGCGGGCGAUUCUUCCACAAUGGAAUCUGAUAAGUGAGAUUUCGAGUAAAUGUUUACAGAAUCUUCUUCUGUCCGAAGAAAUGAUUCAUCGAAAUAAUGAGUCACCCGUUCCAUUGAUAUGGACACAUCUGAGAUCACCAAAUCCUCGAGAGUUCUUCUAUUCAAGCCUUUUCCUUCUUCUUGUUGCUGGAUAUCUCGUUCGUACACAUCUUCUCUUUGUUUCCCGAGUCUCUAGUGAGUUACAUACAGAGUUAGAAAAGAUCAAAUCUUUGAUGAUUCCAUCAUACAUGAUGGAGUUGCGAAAACUUCUGGAUAGUUAUCCUCCACCUGAACUGAAUUCUUUCUGGUUAAAGAAUCUCUUUCUAGUUGCUCUGGAACAAUUAGGAGAUUCUCCGGAAGAAAUACGGGGUUCUGAUUCUGGCGGCAACAUGCUAUUGGGUGGCGGUCCCGCUUAUGGGGUCAAAUCAAUACGUUCUAAGAAGAAAGAUUUGAAUAUCAAUCUCAUCGAUAUCAUCGAUCUCAUAAGUAUCAUACCAAAUCCCGUCAAUCCAAUCACUUUUUCGAUAAAUACGAGACGUUUAAGUCGUACGAGUAAAGAGAUCUAUUCAUUGAUAAGAAAAAGAAAAAACGUGAACAGCGAUUGGAUUGAUGGGAAAAUAGAAUCCUGGGUCGCGAACAGUGAUUUGAUUGAUGAUGAAGAAAGAGAAUUCUUGGUUCAGUUCUCCGCCUUAACGACAGAAAAAAGGAUUGAUCAAAUUCUAUGGAGUCUGACUCAUAGUGAUCCUUUCUCAAAGAAUGACUCUGGUUAUCAAAUGAUUGAACAACCGGGAUCAAUUUACUUACGAUACUUAGUUGACAUUCAUAAAAAGUAUCUAAUGAAUUCUGAGUUCAAUAGAUCCUGUUUAGCAGAAAGACGAAUAUUCCUUGCUCAUUAUCAGACAAUCACUUAUUCACAAACCUCGUGUGGGGCUAAUAGUUCUCAUUUCCCAUCUCAUGGAAAACCCUUUUCGCUCCGCUUAGACCUAUCCCCUUCUAGGGGUAUUUUAGUGAUAGGUUCUAUAGGAACUGGACGAUCCUAUUUGGUCAAAUACCUAGCGACAAACUCCUACCUUCCUUCCAUUACGGUAUCUCCGAACAAGUUCCUGGAUGACAAGCCUAAAGGUUAUCUUAUUGAUGAUAUUGAUGAUAGUGACGAUAUCGAUCUUGAUGAUAGUAAUAGUAUUGAUGAUAGUGACGAUGUCGAUAUUGGUGAUAGUGAUGAUAUCGAUAUUGAUGAUGACCUUGAUGCGGAGCUGCUAACUAUGACGAAUGUGCUAACUAUGUAUAUGACGCCGAAAAUGGACCGGUUUGAUAUCACCCCUCAAUUAGAAUUAGCAAAAGCAAUGUCUCCUUGCAUAAUAUGGAUUCCAAACAUUCAUGAUCUGUAUGUGAAUGAGUCGAAUUACUUAUCCCUCGGUCUAUUAGUGAACCAUCUCUCCAGAGAUUGUGAAAGAUGUUCCACUAGAAAUAUUCUUGUUAUUGCUUCGACUCAUAUUCCCCAAAAAGUGGAUCCCGCUCUAAUAGCUCCGAAUAAAUCAAAUACAUGCAUUAAGAUACGAAGGCUUCUUAUUCCACAACAACGAAAGCACUUUUUCAUUCUUUCAUAUACUAGGGGAUUCCACUUGGAAAAGAAGAUGUUCCAUACUAACGGAUUCGGGUCCAUAACCAUGGGUUCCAAUGCACGAGAUCUUGUAGCACUUACCAAUGAGGCCCUAUCAAUUAGUAUUACACAGAAGAAAUCAAUUAUAGACACUAAUACAAUUAGAUCAGCUCUUCAUAGACAAACUUGGGAUUUGCGAUCCCAGGUAAGAUCCGUUCAGGAUCAUGGGAUCCUUUUCUAUCAGAUAGGAAGGUCCUUUGCACAAAAUGUACUUCUAAGUAAUUGCUCCAUAGAUCCUAUAUCUACCUAUAUGAAGAAGAAAUCAUGUAAGGAAGGGGAUUCUUAUUUGUACAAAUGGUACUUCGAACUUGGAACGAGCAUAAAGAAAUUAACGACACUUCUUUAUCUUUUGAGUUGUUCUGCCGGAUCGGUCGCUCAAGAUCUUUGGUCUCCACCCGGACCCGAUGAAAAAAAUUGGAUCACUUCUUAUGGAUUCGUUGAGAAUGAUUCUGAUCUAGUUCAUGGCCUAUUAGAAGGCGCUCUGGUGGGAUCCUCACGGACAGAAAAAGAUUGCAGUCAGUUUGAUAAUGAUCGAGUGACAUUGCUUCUUCGGUCCGAACCAAGGAAUCCGUUAGAUAUGAUGCAAAAUGGAUCUUGUUCUAUCGUUGAUCAGAGAUUUCUAUAUGAAAAAUACGAAUCGGAGUUUGAAGAAGGGGAAGGAGAAGGAACCCUCGACCCGCAACAGAUAGAGGAGGAUUUAUUCAAUCACAUAGUUUGGGCUCCUAGAAUAUGGCGCCCUUGUGGCAAUCUAUUUGAUUGUAUCGAAAGGCCCAAUGAAUCGAGAUUUCCCUAUCGGUCCAGGUCAUUUCGGGGCAAGCAGAUCAUUUCUCAUAAAGAGGAUGAGCUUCAAGAGAAUGAUUUGGAGUUCUUGCAGAGUGGAACCAUGCAGUACCAGACACGAGAUAGAUCCUCCAAAGAACAAGGGUUUUUUCAAAUAAGCCAAUUCAUUUGGGACCCCGCAGAUCCAUUCUUUUUCCUAUUCAAAGAUCAGCCCUUUGUCUCUGUGUUUGCACGUCGAGAAUUCUUUGCAGAUGAAGAGAUGUCAAAGGGGCUUAUUACUUCCCAAACACAUUCUCCUACAUCUAUAUAUGAACGCUGGUUGAUCAAGAAUACGCAAGAAAAGCACUUCGAAUUGUUGAUUCAUCGCCAGAGAUGGCUUAGCACCAAUAGUUCAUUAUCUAAUGGAUCUUUCCGUUCUAAUACGCCAUCCGAGAGUUAUCAGUAUUUAUCAAAUCUGUUCCUAUCUAACGGAACGCUAUUGGAUCAAAUGGCAAAGACAUUGUUGAGAAAGAGAUGGCUUUUCCCGGAUGAAAUGAAACAUUUGAUUCAUGUAACAGGAGAAAGAUUUCCCAUUCCUUAG